AAAGGAGCGGGAGCGGCGGGUGAGGGAAGGAUGCAGCUACACUCCGGCUGGGGAAAUAAAUGGCCUGCGAACCCUGCUCUGCAUAAUAAUAGUAACAGCAGCUGACAGAGCUUGACAGCGCAGCAGGCUGCAGCCUCCUCACGGGAAUUGCGGGCUCCCCCCGCCUCAGGUGCGGGCUGCAGAUUCACAGCACCAAUUCGAGGUACAGCAUGCUGUUGUCUCCAGACUCAAGGGCAGGCUCUGCAGCACCAGCAGUUCCCACAUGGAGUUUCUGCAGUUCUGCUCACCGUGACCUUCUGGGCCACCAGGAAAACACAAUGAGGUGCUGCCGGCCUGGUGCGAUGAGCCGUCACUGCCCAGGACUCGCACCAGGCUUCCUGGGACACUGAGCUGCCGCUUGGGAUCCCGACCGCCUCUGAUUCCUCACUGUGCUGCUGGCAGGGUGGGACUGACGUGCAGUUUGGGGCACUGGGCAGAGCCAAGCCCGUCACCAUCCUCUGUGCCCUUGGCAGACUGGGGGACCAAGCUGGACCCUUCUCUCUAAAGGGGCUCCACGUGAGCAAGGGACCGGCUUGGGGCUGUCCAUAUUCACUCUGGUGGGAAGAGCCACCUCCUUCACCCUUUCCACCUGGGAACUGCGUCACUGCUGGGGAUGGUACCCCAUGGGUGCAGGGUGAGGCCAGCAGCCUGGCAGCAAGGCACUAGCUGAGCCUGAGCACAUCGCAGGGCAGAGCAGCCCCAGCACGGCCGCGCUGCAGGGAUGUAGGGGCCGGGCGCAGGAGGGUCCCGGCAGCGAUGGGCCGGCUGGACGACCAUGCCAAGAGGAGGAUCGUGGAGCUGCGCAGGGCUGGGCUGAGCUUCCGCAAGAUCAAGAAGGUGCUGGAGCUGGAUGACAUCCGGGUGACGCCACAGGCCGUGUACCUCUUCCUCAAGAGGAAGAGCGUGGAGCCAGGGUCAGUGGCAGCUGGCUGGGAUGGGGAGCAGCCCUGGCCUCCACUGCAGGGGCACGAGGCUGAGCCCCCCAGGCUGCUGGGCACCCGGCACCCUGCCCUGCCCACCGGGGAUCCUGUGGGCAGCCAGGCACCCCGCUCUGCUGGCAGCCAGGACACCAAGGAGAGCAUCCGCAUUGUUGGCGUGGCCUCACUCUGCGAGGACAGUGGGCGGCCUGGGGACACUCUGCCUGUGGGGCUGGCCCCUGGGAAUGGUGAUGAUAGCUCCACAGGCACAGCCCUGGCUCCAGGGACUGCUCUGGGGAGCCUGGCCCCCCUGCCCCAGCCACUGCCCAGCCGAGGGCAGCUGAUCACACCCCCCACCCAGAACUCAGCCCUGAUGGUGAAAAAGAAGAUUGUGGACAGAGCUAUCCUCUUGCAGAAAAAGGUCAAAGAUGUCAGCACUCAGACUGUCUUGCCAAAUCCCAUGGGUCCAGGAAAUAACAGCCUUGCUUGGGGAGGAGCAGUGCCCACCCCUGCUCCCAGCUCUCCAGCCAUGGCUGAGAAGCUGGACGCUGUGCAGAUGGAGGUGCAGAAGCUGAGGCAGGCCCUGCAGGCGGUGCUGGAGCGGCAGUGCCACCUGGAGCGCCAGCAGGAGCAGCAGCAGCGGCUGCAGCAGGAGGUGCUGAUGACGCUGCAGCAGCUCAGCUCCACCGUGAGCCACGGCGCCGUGCCAGCCACCCAGCCCUGCGGCCCCUUCGGCAGCAUGGGCGAGCCCUCACCCACCAUGCCAAACUUCAGCCAGUUCAAGAUGGAGCUGAUCUGAGCUCCUGCCAGGCCUGUGUGUGCCAGCAGUGUCGUGCUAAUGGCAGGAUGGAACCGGGAGGAAGAACCGUCUCUCAGAGGCUGCCCAAGGAUUGCAUGCAGCACCGAGCAGAUAAGGUGCCUAGUGCUCCGUCUUCCCAGCCAUGCUGCCUGGAAGGGGCUGUCUGGCACAGGAGGCUGGACAGUGGAAGCCUGAGGACUUGCUCCUCCUGUGCUGCUCAUCCUGGCUGGCACUGGAGCUGGCUGGGACCCAUGGACCUCAGCGGAAGACAGCUGCCUGCAAGGAAAAGAUGCAGCUGAGACAGACACAGCAGGAAUGUGGAACCUCAAGGAUACAGGUGGCUUCCUUCUCAUGAGGGUCAAUGCCAUGAUGAUCAAUCUUGCCCUCCCCUCCACAGAACCUUGUUCAGUAAAAAUCUGUCUAUGCCAAGGUUCA
Molecule: messenger RNA, 2190 nt
Organism: Ficedula albicollis (Collared flycatcher)
Lineage: Eukaryota; Metazoa; Chordata; Aves; Passeriformes; Muscicapidae
Product: polyhomeotic-like protein 1
Exons: 4
Coding region: 796-1755 (319 amino acids)
Source: RefSeq, a predicted model, not a curated record